CUCACCUCGACCGUCUAAUUCCUCAGGGGAAGCGGUCUCGUCGUCCUUCCCCUCCACCCGUCCUUUGUCCUCUCCCGCCGACUUUGGCCGUCUCAUUGCCCAAUAUGACUGCCACCAAGGCAGAAUCUCAAAAGAUUUUUGAGAAACUCAAACUAAAACCUGCGAACAAGGUGUGUUUCGACUGUGGUUCCAAGAAUCCCACAUGGUCCUCUGUUCCUUUUGGUAUCUACCUGUGCCUUGACUGUUCGGCAAACCAUCGAAAUCUCGGCGUUCACAUCUCCUUCGUUCGCUCCACGAACCUGGAUCAAUGGCAAUGGGAACAGCUCCGUCUCAUGAAAGUAGGUGGGAAUGAGUCCGCCACCAAGUAUUUCCAGUCGCACGGAGGGUCUGCUGCUCUCGCGAGCAAGGACCCCAAGGUGAAAUACACUUGUCCCGCGGCCGAGAAGUACAAGGAAGAAUUGAAGAAACGGGCUGCAACGGAUGCGGAACAGUACCCCGACGAAGUUGUGAUCACGGACGUUCCAACUGGCACCUCCACUGACGGCACUAACACCCCUGCUGGUGAUACGGAAGAUGAUUUUUUCUCAUCCUGGGACAAACCGUCUAUCAAGCGACCCAGCAAUCCUCCUUCCCGUACAGGCACGCCCCCUAUUGUGGGCCGUACCGCAUCGCCUUUCCUGAACGCUGGCGCAAAUGGAAAUGGCACGCGCUCAAAGUCUCCUCUUUCGGCCUCCGCUUCGGAUAGAGAGAGUACCGCGUCUACUCCGGCAGCUAUCAAGGCCGGGCCAGCCGUCCGGAAAGCUCCUGCAGCGGGCGGCGCGAAGAAGGCUAGUGUUCUGGGUGCCAAGAGAGCUCCGAAACUCGGGGCCAAGAAGGUGGUCGGUGCUGAGGCUAUUGACUUUGAAGAGGCGGAGAGGAAGGCUAAAGAAGAGGCAGAGCGUAUAGAAAGACUCGGCUACGACCCUGAUGCAAAACCGGCCCCUGAAGCUAAGAAGGAUGAGAACUCGGGCUCUUCCGCAACUCCUCUUGCCACUCCUGUUCCUAUCAAACCCAGUGCAAACAAGUUCGGCGCGAACAAGAAAUCGCACGAAAGGAACUCGAGUGACCUGGAACGUCUUGGAAUGGGCGUUGGAAGGCUUGGAUUCGGUCAAACCUCAAAGCCAGCCCCUAAGAAGAAAUUGGGAUUCGGUGCUGUCGGCUCUGCCGCUGCUCGGACUCCUGUUGAUGAAGAGGAACUGGAGCAGACCCGGUCGCGAUUCGGCAACCAGAAGGGUAUCUCCUCGGAUGAAUUCUUUGGACGUGAUAGAUUUGAUCCUGCUGCGCAAGCAGAAGCCAAGCAACGGCUCCGGGAGUUUGACAGUGCUACAUCUAUCUCCAGCAAUGCCUAUUUCGGCCGGCCCGAAGAUGAUCUUUCAGUGGAUGAUUCAUAUGGGGAUUUAGAGAGCGCAGCCAAGGACUUUGUCCGCCGCUUUGGUAUAACUGCUGGCGAUGAUCUAGAGAACCUUACUCAUCUUCUGGGAGAGGGAGCGACUAGAUUGCAAGGUGCUAUCCGGAGCUACCUGAACAGCUAGAUUAUGUGCGUUAUCGAUUAGCGAUUCGAAAAUUUCUAUCAACGGUCCAGAAUGAAAACAGAACCCCAAAGUUUGUCCCCUUGUUUGGCGGCUCGAGAGGCGUUUUGUUUUUCUUCUCUGGUCAAGCAGUUGCUGGCAAACGGUGCUGUUUCUUUCAUUCCCAUGCAUUAUGAAUCUUUUAGUCGAAACAUCCUUUCUAUCUCUUUAUGUUCUUGCCUUGCCUUGUAUUUCACUUCCUCUCUUCUUCACCUUCUCAAGACUUCUUGGUUGAUAUAGUCAAUAUAAUAUAUUUUAUUCCAAACUGUCAGCAAAAGGUAACGCUUGUUAUGUAUAUAUUUCUUGGAUCAAAUAAAUCCGAUUAGAUCAAAAGCAUAUAGC
Molecule: messenger RNA, 1949 nt
Organism: Monascus purpureus
Lineage: Eukaryota; Fungi; Ascomycota; Eurotiomycetes; Eurotiales; Aspergillaceae
Source: the annotation of a GenBank genome assembly